AUGGUUACAAGUGAUCCAGAGUCCUCUCGUGGGACGACAGAGCAUUCUCCUUUGCUCGGAGAUCGACCCCCUCAGGUCCAGGGUGAGGGGUCCGAGUCCGGAGCGGAGCCGGAGCCGACGCCCGAGGAGAAGACGCCGAGGAGACGAUACGCUUGGCGCAUAUUCUGGAUUUUGUUAUUAUUGAUCGUGAUUGGGGUCUUUGUGAAGGGAUGGAUCGAUGCCGAUGAAACCGAUUUCGACCUGAAAGGCGCUCUCAAGCGCGCCCUCGGAGGAGGUCUCAGUGGCGCGGCGGCUAUGGUACUGCAGGUCUUGCUUCUCAUGCCACUGCGUACAAUCAUGAACUAUCAGUAUCGCCACGGCACAUCAUUCACUAUUGCCACGCGGACUCUUUAUGAGGAGGGAGGAAUUCGACGUUAUUAUCAAGGAAUCUCCCCUGCUCUUGUUCAAGGACCCGUCUCGAGAUUCGGAGACACGGCUGCCAACGCCGGCAUUCUUGCCCUGCUCCAAUCGAACCCAUACUUGAAAACCCUGCCAUCGCCCAUCAAGACAAUUUUUGCGUCUCUUUGCGCCGCGGCUUUCCGCAUGAUCCUCACCCCCAUCGACACACUUAAGACUACCCUCCAAGCACAAGGUGCCCGCGGAACAGCCCUCCUUAGACGACGCAUCAAGUCGAAUGGAAUUGGAAGUCUCUGGUGGGGUGCAUUUGCUACUGCGGCUGCCACAUUUGUUGGACAUUACCCUUGUCAACAGUACAACUUCCUAUCAGAGGUUAUCGCUGAGCCAGCGAAGCACCCGCUCUUUUGGUGGCUUCUACGACUAGCCUUUAUCGGGUUCUGUGCCUCAAUCGUCUCAGACUCCAUCUCGAACUCACUGAGAGUUGUCAAGACUUAUCGCCAAGUCAACGACACCAAGGUUUCAUAUGGUGAAGCUGCGCGCGCAGUCGUUGUUCAGGAUGGCAUCACAGGACUCUUUGGCCGGGGCCUCAAGACUCGCAUCUUGGCCAACGGCCUGCAGGGGAUUCUCUUUUCCAUCCUUUGGAAACUGUUCUUGGACCUGUGA
Fusarium vanettenii 77-13-4 is the source of this 1059-nucleotide messenger RNA. RefSeq lists its product as uncharacterized. The record is from RefSeq and is a predicted model, not a curated record. Bases 1 to 1059 code for a protein of 352 amino acids. The transcript has 7 exons. Lineage: Eukaryota; Fungi; Ascomycota; Sordariomycetes; Hypocreales; Nectriaceae.